Molecule: messenger RNA, 1713 nt
Organism: Rotaria sp. Silwood1
Lineage: Eukaryota; Metazoa; Rotifera; Eurotatoria; Philodinida; Philodinidae
Source: the annotation of a GenBank genome assembly
AUGGACAAAAAGAAAUCAACAUCAACUGCUAGUGGAUCAUCUUCUCCUUCCACAAUAAAUAAACCAAAAAAAUCAUCAUCAACAACAGCAGCAGCAUCACUACCAACAACAACGACAAGCAGAAAUGCAGUACUUCCUCAAACUGCUCGUCGGAUUCUUCAAAAUUUCCUUUUGGUAUGGCUCGAUGCCAAUUUGCAAGAAUCAGAUAACGAUUUUAAGAAUUCAUUGCAACAUCUUCGAAAAAUUGUGGCAUCCAUCACAACGUUUACGGAUGCCCAACAAUGCGUUAAUUUCCUAAGUGAAAUCAAAAAAGAAAAGGUAUUUAUGAUCGUAUCAGGUUCCUUGGGUCGUCAAAUAGUACCAGAAAUUGAAGCAUUGCCACAACUGGAAGCAAUUUAUGUGUUUUGUGGCAACCAAUCGGUUCAUGAACAAUGGGCUAAAAAAAUAAGCAAGGUUAAUGGUGUAUAUACUAAUAUACAACCAAUUUGUCAAGCACUUGAAAUCGAUCGACAACGAUGUGAUCAAGCUAUGAUCCCGAUCAGCUUUAAUGGUCGUGAUGCAUUAUUUAUGUAUACACAACUUUUAAAAGAAGCGCUUUUGGAAAUUGAAGAUGACGAUGUCAAAUCAAUUAAAGAUCUCGUCGAAUACUGUCGUCUGCAAGAUGAUAUUGAUGAAGGUCAAAUUAGGAAGGUCGAAAAUGAAUAUCGUGAUCAUACACCAAUAUGGUGGUAUACGGCAGAGACAUUUAUUUAUCCAAUGCUCAAUCGUGGUCUUCGACAAAUGGAUGUCGACAUUAUUCUGAAGAUGGGUUUCUUCAUCCGUCAUUUACAUCAACAUAUUACCGAAUUACAUCGUGAACAACAAGGGAACAUGCCAACAAAUUUUCAAGUCUUCCGUAGACAAGGUUUGUCCAUGGAAGAUUUUGAAAAAAUGAAAAAAACCAAAGGAGGACUUAUGUCCUUCAAUAAUUUUCUGUCGACAAGUCGCAAUCGUGAGAUAUCUUUCAAAAACUUUGCACGACCAGCAGCAUUAAAUACAAAUUCAGUUGGUAUUCUCUUCGUUAUGAACAUUGACACGGCUAUUUGCACGAAAUCCUCAACACCAUUUGCUGCAGUAAGCAAAGUUGGCUACUACAAAGAUAAAGAGGAAGAAAUACUAUUUUCAACACAUGCGAUUUUCCGUAUCGAUCGCAUUGAACGAAUUGAAGAUAAACAUACUGAUCGCUUAUGGCAAGUUAAUCUCACCAUCGUGGGUAAUCAAGAUGAUGACUUUAACACACUCACAGCACAUCUGCGAGAAGAGUCCACGUGGGCAACAGGAUGGGCUCGAUUUGGUCACAUACUUAUUAAACUUGAAAAACUUCUUCAAAUAAUGGAACGUGAUAUAAAAGUUAUUAUUUGUCGACAAUGUCAUUAUACAUCAUAUAAACAAUCAAUAUUAUGUAAACAAAAACAACAUUAUAUUAAAAUAUGUGAAAUAAAACAAAAAUUUUUUGAAUGUAUUGAAUGUCAUAAACGUAUUUUUACUUGGUCACAAUAUCCAAUAGAAAAUUGUAUGAAUUGUCAUAGUUUAAAAGGUUUUCGUCGUACAUCUUUAAUACGUGAACGUCAUGGAACGAAAUUUGAAGAUGAAAUUUUAUUAUUACGUGGUGAAGAAGAAAAAUUUCUUAAUUCGUUUAUUAGUUAUAAAAAAUUACCUAAUAUUAUCGAUUAA